CAUUCAUUUGUUUGUGAAUUCUCUUAUUAUUAUUGAUGUCGGCACUCUAAUACUUUACUUAAAUGUUAAUGAAGGUGAUUUAGUGAGAGUGAACCACAUCUCUACAGGAGCAACAGAAGAUUCUCCCCUUAUUAAAUGUGGUAUUUAAUAUGAUCAAAUAUUAGAAGUAUCACAUUAAAAUACAGUGGCUAUUGUAUGUUUUGGGUGUUUUACAACUGGAUUUAACAUCACUGUAGUGUUUUUGACAUGAUUUUACACAUUUCGCUGCUGCUGUAGAGGAAGUGUUAUAUAAAUCCUCUAUUAACAGUUCUGUAAACAAAUUUCUGAGCACAAAACAUACAAACUAUCACAAAUCAGUGUUAGUCACACAUGUGCAUUGUUUUGAACAAGGCAGGUCUUAAAUGGAGCAAGUUUAUAAUGACAGGCUUUUCCAAAUCCACAGUACCCAUAAUGCAUUGCAUACCCACUAAAAACAAGCACUCUAAGACAAUAGGUUCUCUAUAAAUCAUAUAAACCUCACCUCAUUAUGGGACACCUGCUAAGGGUGAGGUAGAAACUAAUAUUGUUUGCAGUGUAAUUUACAGAUCACUAUAAAACAAAGUUAAAGAGUUGUUUUAUUCUUUAUUCUGAGUGAUUCUGACUAGUGAGCUAGAGAAGUGAUUGAGACACAGACAGAUGUUUAGUGUUGAUUUCUUCUUGUUUGUGUUGAUUCUUCUCCUCUUAAACAGACAGAGAAACUCCUGCUGAAGCGACUGAGCUCCACUAUUAUAAAGAUGGCCUUUAUUAAAGAGGAGAGUGAAGACCUGAAGAUUGAAGACACAUUCACAGUCAAACAUGAAGAUGCUGAGCAGAUAACAGCUGCUCCAGUCCACCUAACAGGCCUAAAGGAAGAGUGUGAAGCGGUGACUGUAGCGCAAGAGAAAAAUCAAAACGACAAACAUAGCGCGAGCGAAGAAAAAGUGGCCUACUACCCCCAGCCUUACAAGCGCAGAGGCCCGUACAAGCUGAAGCCGUACAACUUCAUCCGCUACAUCUGCCAACACUGCGGGAAAGAGUUCAGUCAGAACGGGAACCUCCAGGCGCACAUACGCAUCCACACCGGAGAGAAACCCUUCAGCUGCAAACUCUGCGACAAGAGUUUCACGCAGAAGUCCCACCUCCAGAUCCACCUGCGCGCUCACGUGGAGGGCAUGUCCUUCACCUGCCAGCACUGCGGGAGACACUUCACCCAGAAAAACGCCUUCAUGGUCCACUUAAAAGUCCACACUGCGGACAGGUCUAAGACGUGCAAAACGUGCGGAAAAACUUUUAGUAGGUCCGCAAACCUCCUGGAGCACGUCCGAGUUCACACCGGAGCGCGGCCGUUCGGCUGCCAGCACUGCGGGAAGACCUUCGCCAAAAAAACCACGCUUAGAAACCACACCAAAAUCCACACCGGAGAGAAGCCCUACAGGUGCCCGUACUGCGGGAAGGGCUUCAUCCAGCCCACCAACUAUAAAGUACACAUUAAAACCCACACCGGAGAGAUGCGAUUCUGCUGUCAAGAGUGCGGGAAGGGCUUCGAGCAUCAGGGGAAGCUGACGACGCACAUGCUUAUCCACAGCGGGGAGAAGCCGUACGCCUGCGCUCAGUGCGGGAGCAGGUUCAGGCUGAAGGGGGCGCUUGCCGGACACAUGAACGUGCACACACUAGAGAGAGCGCCGCCGUCUGCAAGCAGUGUGGACGCACGUUCAGCCGUAAAGGCAGCCUGAAGGGGCACAUGCGGAUCCACGAAGGGGAGAAACCGCACGCCUGCGCUCACUGCAGGAAAUGCUUCACCUCCAAGAAAAAGCUCAGUUUACACAUGAGGAUUCACUCCAGACUCAAGACCUCAAAGUGAACUCACUGGAGAGUUAGGCUGUGUUCACACCAGGGCUUGAUUUGUGCCGGAACGCUGGAUCCAGCACCUCAUUUUACUGAUCCCCUCCUCAGCCGCCCUUCUUUCCUGUCCGCUGUUCACUUUUAUUUUCAUCCGCGAGAACCCCCUGGUCUUCACUUUCAUCUUUCGUCCGUGACACCUCUCCGCCAUCCAACGCCUAACCCACUGCAGCUCUCCAAUUUUGUGUGCGACACCUUUCCAUCCUCGGGUAACAUGCCAGGUCUGUUACCCCGAUCUGUUCCAGGACCUCGCAAUUCACAAAUUAGGCACUGGUUCCAACCUCAGGCGGCGCGCGCAAAUUAAUUGCGCUAUUCACACG
Molecule: messenger RNA, 2237 nt
Organism: Danio rerio (zebrafish)
Lineage: Eukaryota; Metazoa; Chordata; Actinopteri; Cypriniformes; Danionidae
Source: RefSeq, a predicted model, not a curated record